Molecule: messenger RNA, 2268 nt
Organism: Rhineura floridana
Lineage: Eukaryota; Metazoa; Chordata; Lepidosauria; Squamata; Rhineuridae
Gene: AKR1A1
Product: aldo-keto reductase family 1 member A1
Exons: 9
Coding region: 124-1107 (327 amino acids)
Biological process (GO): aldehyde catabolic process
Cellular component (GO): cytosol
Molecular function (GO): aldose reductase (NADPH) activity
Source: RefSeq, a predicted model, not a curated record
UUAAAUAUCAAACCCGGAAACGGAAACGUUAAAGUCGGCGGCAGGGGAGUUGUCGAUGUAUUUUGAACUCCGAUGAGGGAAAGGAGAGUUUGAGGAAAAGGCGUGUGGUGAGCUGAUAUAAAGAUGUCUUUGGAGUGCAACUAUGCUUUGCUUCAUACUGGCCAAAAGCUGCCUCUUGUAGGAUUGGGUACGUGGAAAAGUGAAACUGGGCAGGUGAAGGAGGCAGUAAAAUAUGCCCUUAGUGUAGGCUAUCGUCACAUUGACUGUGCUACAGCUUACAGCAAUGAAGCAGAGAUCGGUGAUGCUCUCCAGGAGGCUGUUGGGGAUGACAAGCCCAUUAAGAGGGAAGAGCUGUUCGUGACUUCAAAGCUAUGGAACACCAAGCACCACCCAGAAGAUGUGGAGCCAGCUUUAAAGAAGUCGAUGCAAGAUCUGAAAUUGGAUUACCUGGACCUCUACCUCAUGCACUGGCCACAUGCCUUUGAACGGGGAGACAACCUCUUUCCCAAGAAUCCUGAUGGCACAAUGCGUUAUGACUACAUUGACUACAAAGAAACUUGGAAGGCUAUGGAGAAGCUAGUGGCAAAAGGCCUGGUUAAAGCCAUUGGAUUAUCCAAUUUCAAUAGCCGUCAGAUUGAUGAUGUCAUUGGCAUAGCUUCUGUCAAGCCAGCUGUACUACAGGUGGAAUGUCACCCUUACCUUGCUCAGAAUGAACUGAUAGAUCAUUGCCAUCAGCGUGGGCUGGUGGUAACAGCUUAUAGCCCUCUGGGUUCACCUGAUCGGAUGUGGAAGCACCCAGGUGAGCCGGUUUUGAUGGAAGAACCUGGAAUAAAAAAGCUGGCAGAAAAAUACAGGAGGUCUCCUGCUCAGAUUCUUCUCAGAUGGCAAGUGCAGCGCAAAGUGGUCGUCAUUCCUAAGAGUGUAACCUCUGCACGCAUACUCCAGAAUCUCCAGGUGUUUGACUUCAGUCUAACAGCUGAAGAGAUGAGCUUUAUUCAGAGUCUGAAUAAGAACUGGCGAUAUAUUGUUCCAAUGGUUACGGUUGGGGGCAAAUUGGUUGCAAGGGAUGCUGGACAUCCCCUCUAUCCCUUCAAUGAAUCUUAUUAACUCUAAUAACUUGGAAGACAGAAGAAAAGAACUUCACUCAAGAUUGUUGUGCGUUAGAUUUAAAAAAAUAGCUAAUGUCUCUAGGAGUUUAAUCUUUUUUAAUUGGUAGAUGUUUAUAAAGAAAUGAAUAGUAGUAAUAUAGAUCUUAAAGCUCAUGAUUUAAAAAAAAUCUGUAGGACCUAAAGGAAGUAUAAAUAUCGGUCUUCAUCUUUCUUUACAUAACUGGGCCAAGAUCUUUGCUGGAAACUAUUAAUACACAUGGCUGGUAAAGGGAUAUAUUGGAAGAGAUAUGUGUAGGUGCUAAAAAUAAAAAAUGUACAAGUUUAUAAGUCCCAUCUUGACCCAAAGUUAGUGAAAUUAUGCUUAUGCUAUGAUAGCAAUGUUAGGUAGUUUACCCUGAAAUGUGUUCCAAUAGUACAAGACUGCUUGCAGUGAACAUAGUUUGAAUUCACUAAUAGGCAAAAAAAACCUUGCCGUUUAAGAACUUACCUGUAGCCAACAGUUAUUUCUAUCAAACGUUAAAAAGCAGGGAAAUUGGCCAGCUAUAGUGAAUGCACCAGGGGAGCAGGAGACCUGACCUCCUCCCUGAGAAUAUUGUACUGCCCUACAAAUUGGGUUGGUCUUUCACAGUCCAAUCCACUUUUUUUAACUUUUAAACUGCAGAAGAUGAAGGUCAGAGUAUGGGGCAAGGUCAGUGAUAGGAUUACAGGUACUCUGUGAACAUGGCUGAUUUUAAAUUAAUUUCAACGAAUUAUGAGACCACUGACAAGAAAAAUAGUCCACAAGGGGUCUAGUUUUUUCUCUCUUUUUAGACUUUGAAUUCUUGUAUUUUGUGUAUCGCCAUGAAAAUUUAGAGGGUUGUUAAGCAAGUGUUUCUGAGUUCAGGACUAUAAGUUUUCUAAGGUUUUGUUUUGAAAUGAGUUUAUGGGCAGCAUCAUAACGGCAUGGGGGUAUUUUCAAUUUAACAUUGCGGAAUGUGAAAAAUCCAUGCUGGCUAUAGUAUACAGCCACUCUUGUGUCUGUAUAAACAGAAUGUGCUUGAUAUUGCUACUGCUGUUAGUGCUAAAUGGAAAACACUGCUUUCUGACCUUCUGUCUUAACUGAAUAAUCUGCACUGUAUGAACCCUUAAUAGGAUAGUUUAAAACACCCUUUUCACUCUU